Molecule: messenger RNA, 1429 nt
Organism: Colossoma macropomum (tambaqui)
Lineage: Eukaryota; Metazoa; Chordata; Actinopteri; Characiformes; Serrasalmidae
Gene: dhrs7ca
Product: dehydrogenase/reductase (SDR family) member 7Ca
Exons: 8
Coding region: 205-1152 (315 amino acids)
Biological process (GO): regulation of release of sequestered calcium ion into cytosol by sarcoplasmic reticulum
Cellular component (GO): sarcoplasmic reticulum membrane
Molecular function (GO): all-trans-retinol dehydrogenase (NAD+) activity
Source: RefSeq, a predicted model, not a curated record
UCUCAGAGCGCUGCCUGGUGCCUGCUGUCCAGCGCCAAGCUGUGGGAAGAGGUACUGGAAAAGAUUGCAAGCAUUUCUACCCUUAACCCAGGACAAGCUAGCUGAAAUCCUCACCUCAAGCUCACACUUCUACGUUUUACUGACGUAGUUCAGCUAAAUAUUUUUCCUGCGAACUGAUGAUUAAACAGAUCUAACACUGCGGACAUGGACAGUGUGAAGGCAGGCAUGACCACGGUUUGGCUGGUGCCUGCUGUGGUGGUGGUCACAGCAGGGGUAUUCUAUCUGUACAGUCUGAUCCUCCAGCUGCUGAACAAAACCGCACUGCGAAACAAAGUAGUGCUAAUAACAGAUUCAGCGUCGGCUCUGGGGAAGGAGUGUGCAAAAGUCUUCCACAAGAGGGGAGCGCGGCUGAUUCUUUGUGGGAAGAACUGGGAAAAGCUUGAGGCUCUUGCAGAGCAGCUGGCCAAUGAAUCAGAUCCAACUUUAACGUUCCCACCCAAGUUAGUAGAGCUGGACUUUAGCGACAUGAAGUCAAUGCCAGAUGUGGUCUCAGACGUGCUGGACUGUUAUGGCUGUGUGGAUGUGCUCAUCUUCAACAGCAGCAUGAAAGUGAAGGCGCCGGUACAGACACUGUCUCUGGAGAUGGACAAGCUGGUUAUGGAUGCCAACUACUUUGGACCAAUCACAUUGGCCAAAGGUGUUCUACCCUCUAUGAUCACCAGAAGAUCUGGCCACAUCAUCCUGGUCAACAGCAUUCAGGGAAAACUGACUGUGCCUUUCCGCACCACCUAUGCUGCCUCUAAACAUGCAGUGCAGGCCUUCUUCGACUGUCUGAGAGCUGAAGUACAAGAGUACGGCAUAUCUGUUAGCACUCUCAGUCACACUUUUAUAAAAGCUGCUCCCUCAGCCAAACAAACCCCCACAACAAAUUCCAUCUUGUCAGUCCUCACCAGACAGAAACCUCAUGGCGUUUCACCGGAGGAGAUGGCCGGUGAGCUUCUGAAAACUUUGAGCAGCAAGAAGAAUGAAAUCAUCAUGGCGCACUCCAUCUCCAAAGCAGCUAUCUACGCAAGGUCCAUCUUCCCCAACUUCUUCUUUGCUGUAAUGGCGGCCGGAGUGAGGAGCACUGCAGCUAUGGAGCAUGUACAGUGAGGGAAAACAGUAUUACUUGAGAUGCAGCCUACAUGAGAACAAACUGUAUUUGUCAGAAUGGUUUGGAGGUUUGGUAGGUAAGGACUGAAAUGGGAACUGUGGGCAGAUGCCGAUAUUUUUCACAUGUAUCUGCUGAUGUCGAUACAUCAAAAUCUAAGUGGAUUAUAAUUACAGGGGAAUUAUUUUUAUAAAGGAAUAUAAAUAAAAAUGUAGUCCAAUGUCAUCUAAACAUUCUGCUCUUCCAAAGUAUAAUAAAGAUAUAAAAUAUUGGUUUGAA